Messenger RNA from Phodopus roborovskii (desert hamster), 2499 nucleotides. It is a transcript of the gene Tes, whose product is annotated as testin LIM domain protein. NCBI's taxonomy places the organism in Eukaryota, Metazoa, Chordata, Mammalia, Rodentia, Cricetidae. Gene Ontology annotation, molecular function: zinc ion binding. The coding region runs from base 199 to 1461 and encodes 420 amino acids. The transcript is spliced from 7 exons. The record is from RefSeq and is a predicted model, not a curated record.
GCGCGCGCUGAUUGGCGGCUUCCCGGCGCUGCCCCGCUGCCAUUGGCUGCCAGCGCCUCUUUGUUCCAGGUCCCAGGCGCAGCCGAACCGGGCUGCGGAAGUUCGAGGGCACGGGGCGAGUGGCUGCGGCGUCGGCGCCCGAGUGAGUCCCCGCAGCGGAGAUCGCGGACGCGGGACCGAGCCCCUCCGACGCCCAGCAUGGACCUGGAAACCAAAAUGAAGAAGAUGGGCUUAGGUCAUGAACAAGGAUUUGGAGCCCCCUGUCUAAAAUGCAAAGAGAACUGUGAAGGGUUUGAACUACACUUCUGGAGAAAAAUAUGCCGUAACUGCAAAUGCGGGCAAGAAGAACAUGAUGUCCUCUUGAGCAGUGAGGAGGAUCGAAAAGUGGGGAGACUCUUUGAAGACACCAAGUACACCACCCUGAUUGCCAAGCUGAAGUCAGAUGGGAUUCCCAUGUAUAAACGCAAUGUCAUGAUACUGACCAAUCCAGUUGCUGCCAAGAAGAAUGUCUCCAUCAACACUGUUACCUAUGAGUGGGCUCCCCCAGUCCAGAACCAGGCAUUGGCCCGGCAGUACAUGCAGAUGCUACCUAAGGAGAAGCAACCAGUGGCAGGCUCGGAGGGGGCACAGUACCGGAAGAGGCAGCUGGCAAAGCAGCUGCCUGCACACGACCAGGACCCUUCUAAGUGCCAUGAGCUGUCGGCCAAAGAGGUGAAGGAGAUGGAGCAGUUUGUGAAGAAGUACAAGAGUGAGGCUCUGGGUGUGGGUGAUGUGAAGCUUCCCUCAGAGAUGAACGCUCAAGGCGACAAGGUGCACAGUCCUGCUGGGGAUAGAAACACCCCGGUAGCCGCCGCCGUUCCCAAGGACAAGUCUGAGGAGCCCAAGAAGAUCCAAUUUUCCUGUUACUGCUGCAAGCAGAUCAUGAAGGAAGGAGACCCAGCUAUCUAUGCUGAAAGGGCUGGCUACGACAAACUCUGGCACCCGGCCUGUUUCAUCUGUAGCACCUGUGGCGAACUCCUGGUCGACAUGAUUUACUUCUGGAAGAAUGGGAAGCUCUACUGUGGCAGACAUUACUGUGACAGCGAGAAGCCCCGUUGUGCUGGGUGCGAUGAGCUGAUAUUCAGCAAUGAAUAUACCCAAGCUGAAAACCAGAAUUGGCACCUGAAACACUUCUGCUGCUUUGAUUGCGACAACAUCCUGGCAGGAGAAAUAUAUGUGAUGGUCAAUGACAAGCCUGUGUGCAAGCCCUGCUAUGUGAAGAACCAUGCUGUGGUGUGUCAAGGAUGCCACAAUGCCAUCGACCCGGAAGUGCAGAGAGUGACCUACAACAACUUCAGCUGGCAUGCAUCCACGGAAUGCUUCCUGUGCUCCUGCUGCAGCAAGUGUCUUAUCGGGCAGAAGUUCAUGCCUGUAGAAGGGAUGGUUUUCUGUUCCGUGGAAUGUAAGAAGAUGAUGUCCUAGGAGGAGAGCACAGAGCACGGAGCAGGAUUGAGCCAUAGCUGUCCACAGUGGCCUGCAUUUCAUGAUAGAAUGCAAUUUGAAAAAAAAAUAAUAAAAGGAAAAAAAUAUAUAGCACACCAGAAGAUUUUGUUCAACAUUUUUCUUUGUUUUAAACUUACGGAUUUUGUCUGUUGUAAUUUUAAAUUACUGCUUUAAGCAUACAGUUUUUUUUUUUUUUUUUUUUUUUGGUUUUUUUUGUUUUUGUUUUUUAAGUAAAGAAUUGUAGCUUUCCUUUCCAACCAUGAAAUCUUAAUCGAUCGUUUUAACAGAAUACCCCUAGUGCCAAAUAAUAUAUAUCACUUAAAAGUUAGUGUCCUGGGAAAGAUGAACAGUUUGGGCUCCUAUGCUUUGAUUCACAUGGAAAAUGUAAAGGAAAUUUCACGUUGCCUGAUGUGACACUCCACACUUAGCCUGUCUCAUGAACUGUGAUGAUGCUCAGUGAGUUCCUUCUGGCAGACACCCGUGGUGGUGCAUGGUGGGUGUUCCAGUGCCUAAGCCUUUGCAUCUCCUUCUUGAGGCAGAGGGGACUUUUUCUUAUUGCACUCCUUGUAUUUACUUUACCUCUCAGUGUUCUCUUUGUCAUCCAGUGACCUCCGUUUAUGGUCUUGAGUAUUUUACAUGUAUGUAGCAGAACAAUAUGUGCAGCACUUUGCUCUUAGAGAUUUUUUUUUUGUCUAGAACAUAAAACCAGACUGUUCAUUUAGUUCUUUUUGAAAUCCAAAGAAUAUGCAUAGAUUUUUAUACCCAGGGAAUUAUAACUUGUAUUGACAUCACUUGCCAGCCGUGACCUCAUUUUUUGCAUGACUUUUAGUUGGAAACUCUCUUUCGCUACCUCUGAGCUUGCUGUAGACACGGACUGUCUUCUUGCCUGUACACUCCCAUCAUGGGGUGUUUUUAAUGUUUUCCCCUUGUAUGCUUUUACACGUAACUAUGCACUAUAAAUAUUAAAUGGAAUGCCUAUUAUAUAUGUUACUCAAAAUAAAGUCUCUUUCAGUUGAA